This is a messenger RNA of Candida albicans SC5314, 1299 nucleotides long. RefSeq names its product GTPase-activating protein (gene RGS2). The transcript has a single exon. Lineage: Eukaryota; Fungi; Ascomycota; Pichiomycetes; Serinales; Debaryomycetaceae. The record is from RefSeq and is a predicted model, not a curated record. Bases 1 to 1299 code for a protein of 432 amino acids.
AUGUCUUCAACACUGGUAGCCACAACUACCACCACUACUCCCUCCAAUUCUACAAGUAUUUGUUCAUCUACAAGUAUUUGUUCAAUGUGUAACCCUAACAACAGCCACACAUCUUCUAAUUUUUAUUUACCUACAUUAUAUGAAUUAUUAGAACAUACAACAAAUUUAGAUUCUCAUAAAUCAAAUCAAUCAUUAUUAUCAUUCCAUGAAUAUUUAAUGUCAAGACAUUGUUCCGAAAAUUUACAAUUUAUAAUCGACAUCAAUAAAUAUUUAUUCACCCAUAACAGUACUAAUAGUAGUUGUAAUUCUGGGUUAGUUAAUUUGUGGAAUUUUAUAUAUGAGAAAUAUUUAACAUUUGAUGCUGAUUUAGAAAUCAAUUUACCUUGUCGAUUAAAAUCACAAUUAAAAUUAAAUCAAUUACCAGAAUUGAAUGUAUUAAAAAAUUGUCAAAAAUAUAUUUAUGAUAAUUUAUUGAUUAGUUUAUAUCGAGAAUUUACAAAACUGAUGAAACAACAAUAUGAUAAAGAGAUGAAAAAAAAGAAACAACAACAACAAGAACAAGAACAAGAAGAGAAGCAACUGAAACAACAGAAGAGUAUAUCAGAACAAUCAUCACCAAUUAACAAGAAUAACAAUAAUGGCAGUAGUAGUAGUAGUAGUAAUAGUACUGGAAGUUUUACUCAUUUUAAACAUUCAUUAUCAUUGAAUUUACCUCGACGUAAUAGCAAUAAAAUCUGCAACAACAAAAAUAAUCAACACAUUAAACAUAUAGAUGAUGAUGAUGAGGAUAUAUGUCCAAUAUCAAAAGUCAAUACAUCCAUUUCCACAGAAAAAGAAGAAGAAAAAAAAGAAGAAACAGGAAACGUCCAUCAUAGAAAACAACAUUUUAUUGGAUAUGAUUAUUAUACUAUUCCUACAAUAGAAAGCACAUCUUCAUCAUCAUCAUCUUCUUCUUCUUCUUCAUCGCCUACUUAUUUUGACAAUCAAAACCAUAACAACUCCACACAUCAUCAUCAUAAUCAUAAUCAUAAUGAAGAAAAAGAUUGUUUUGUAAUUAAUGAUAAUAAUUAUUUCACUACUUGGUCAAUGAAUAGAAAUAACUCUAGUAGUAGUGGAACUACUAGUGGAACUACUACAAGAACAAAUUCUACUUCAACAAGACAUAAUAGUAGUAGUGGUAAUAGUAGUGGUAGUAGUAAUAAUACUAGUAGAGGAUCUUCAAUUGGAUCGAUAUUUAUGGAUAAUUCAAUUCAAUAUUUUAAUAAUAAAAUGAAAAAAUUCAAAUUUGGAAGUAAUUAA